Molecule: messenger RNA, 1866 nt
Organism: Antrostomus carolinensis (chuck-will's-widow)
Lineage: Eukaryota; Metazoa; Chordata; Aves; Caprimulgiformes; Caprimulgidae
Product: lin-7 cell polarity scaffold A
Exons: 4
Coding region: 7-489 (160 amino acids)
Molecular function (GO): protein binding
Source: RefSeq, a predicted model, not a curated record
CAAUACAUGCAUGAAACCAUAACUGUUAAUGGCUGCCCCGAAUUCCGAGCCAGGGCCACUGCAAAGGCAACAGUUGCUGCUUUUGCUGCAAGUGAAGGCCAUUCACACCCACGAGUGGUGGAGCUGCCAAAAACAGAUGAAGGCCUGGGCUUUAAUGUCAUGGGAGGAAAGGAACAAAAUUCACCUAUUUAUAUUUCUCGCAUCAUUCCUGGAGGAGUGGCGGAGAGGCAUGGAGGGCUCAAACGGGGGGACCAGCUGCUUUCAGUUAAUGGAGUGAGCGUGGAAGGAGAGCACCACGAGAAGGCGGUGGAGCUGCUGAAGGCGGCUAAAGACAGCGUCAAGCUGGUUGUUCGCUACACUCCCAAGGUGCUGGAGGAGAUGGAGGCUCGCUUCGAAAAACUGAGAACAGCCCGGCGCCGGCAACAGCAGCAGUUGCUCAUUCAGCAGCAGCAACAGCAGCAAACUACACAGCAAAACCAUAUGUCGUAGGUUAUUCUCAAGAAAAAAAAAGCCUCGAUCAAGAGUUCAGUAAUCAAGCAACCAGAGCUGUACUUCAGUAUUCCAGCAAAAGGAAACAACUAUGAGAACAUGAAACAGAAUUAAUCUGGAGAAUGCGCAGCACAAGAAUAACGUACUUAAGACAGCCAUAGGGAGGGUACCUUCAUGAGAAGGCUUUUCAGCACACAGCAGUCACAGAUACAUAGUGCUUCUGUGAGUCUGUUCCUGGUGAGAACAGCAUGAUAGGUAAACCCUAUGAAACAGAGAAGUCCAGGGCUUCCAAAUAGUUCUGUUUGAUCUAAUCUUGCACUCCUUACUCUGACAAAUUGGCCAGUUGGCUUUCUUUAAUCACUUAAAGUUUUAUUUUAAGGAGAUCAAGAUUGGCUGCUUCUGGGUACAGAAUCUUUCUCUACAGUUAUCUCCAGAAAUGAACAACUACAUCAGUUCAAAAUUUUGCCACAGACAUCAAACUCAUACAUCACGCUUGAUAGCCACUUUGUACUAUAUAUUGUAGAGCUGUUUUAACCUAACUUCCUGUUUAUAAUUUUGAAUUUUCCCUCUGGAAAUAGCAAUUUACUAUAUUUAUAAAAGUAUUCCAUUUGUAGAAGCAAUUGGCUUUUUACUCUUGGUGUUUCCAUAUAUUUUAUUAUGCAUCAACAGAGUGAGAAAGUUUUAGGUCAAUUUUAAUUGUAUUAGCAGUAAAGUUAGGGAAUCCUAGAACUGUAUUUUUAAACAUAGGUAUUGCUUGUAUCUAUUAUAGUUACUAUUCAGAAAUCUAUAACUGGAUAUAUUAUAUAUUUAUUCCAUAAAAUAUAUAUCGUUUGAAUGUACCUGUUAGAGAAGUAGGGUCUUUGCUUAGCAUGUGUUGCAAAUGUAGUAAGCUAAUGUUAGCAAAAGACCAAGCUUUGUUUGGCAGAUAUUACUGUGAUAGCAUAAUCUCGGCUUUUCUGUAUUCUUUAAUUUAUUUUCCAGUCUAAUGUUACUACAUUUUAGAGAGGAGGAAGUGUAAGUUAUUUCCUUUAAGACUCACACAUUAUCAUUUAAAUCAAUUUGAAGUUAGAGUUCUGACUUUUUUUUUUUUUUAAUCAAACCAAAUUGGAAUGUGCAAACAAAAUACAUAACUAAGUUCUUAAGUUUACAUGUCUGCUUUUCCAAAGAAAAUAGUCAAAGCUGGAAGGCUAUAAAUGUCAUCUGCUUUAAGAAAACAAGAAAAUGGAACCCUCAGAUUCUAAAAAAAUAAUUAUUUUCAGCAUGCCUUCUAUGCUUCAUUAAAAAAGACCAGGGGAGAAAAGGAGCUUAGGGGAGAACCCUACAGUCCUUGCAUGUUGAAGACUCCAGCUGAUGUCAGUGAAAGUUUAGUAAUGCGAG